Callithrix jacchus (white-tufted-ear marmoset) is the source of this 1596-nucleotide messenger RNA. The record is from RefSeq and is a predicted model, not a curated record. NCBI's taxonomy places the organism in Eukaryota, Metazoa, Chordata, Mammalia, Primates, Cebidae.
AGAGCAGAGCUGGCCUCAAACCCACACCCACACACGACUGCUGUGUGUUCCAAUUCCAGUACAUUCUCACUUACUGGAGGAAAUGUUGAGGAAAUGGGAUGUCCCAGAUUAUAAGGUUCCUGGGAUUUCAGACACAAGACCAGCGGGACUCCAGUCACCCCUACCCCAGCUCUCCAGGACUCAGUGCUUCCAGCUCUGAGUGACGUCCCAGCUCUGGUCCUUGCUGAACAACCAAGGUGGGAAUCACAGCCUCCAGACCCCCCCACAGUAGAGACGGGGUUUCACCAUGUUGGCCAGGCUGGUCUCAAACUCCUGACCUGAAGUGAUCUGUCUGUGUUGGCCUCCCAAAGUGCUGGGAUUACAGGGCUGUGACAGCCUCAGAGCCGUGUUGGCCCAAGCAUGACAAUGAAUUAUGAAAACUUGCAGCACUUGGAGAGUGAGGAGAAAGUCCAGGGGUUUAGAAAUGGGCUGCCUCCUCCCCAGUCCCUCCUGCAGCGUCUCCGCUCUGGGCUCUGGCGCCUCCUGCUGGCCCUGGGCCUCGGCCUCCUGCUGCUGGUCAUCAUCUGUGUGGUUGGAUCCCAAAAUUCCAAAUUUCAGAGGGACCUGGUGACUCUGAGAACAGAUUUUAGCAACUUCACCUCCAACACUCUGGCUGAGAUACAGGCACUGACUUCCCAGGGGAGCAGCUUGCAAGAAACGAUAGCAUCUCUGAAAGCUGAAGUGGAGGGUCACAAGCAGGAACUGCAGACACGGAGCAGCUUGCAGGAAAUGAUAGCAUCUCUGAAAGCUGAAGUGGAGGGUCACAAGCAGGAACUGCAGACAGUUCAUUCUGAAAUCCUCCUGCGAGUCCAGCAGCUGGUGCAAGACCUGAACAAACUGAGCUGCCAGGUGGCUAUUCUCAAGAACAAUGCCACCACCGAGAGGACCUGCUGUCCCAUCAACUGGGUGGAGCACCAAGGCAGCUGCUACUGGUUCUCUCGCUCCGGGAAGACCUGGCCCGAGGCUGAGAGGUACUGCCAGCUGGAGAACACGCACCUGGUUGUCAUUAACUCCAGGGAGGAACAGAAUUUUGUCCAGGCACAUCUGGGCUCUGCAUACACCUGGAUGGGCCUCAGUGAUCCCGAAGGAGUCUGGAAGUGGGUGGAUGGAACUGACUAUUCGUCCGGCUUCCAGAACUGGAAGCCAGGCCAGCCAGAUGACUGGCAGGGACACGGGCUGGGCGGAGGCGAGGACUGUGCCCACUUCCACCCAGAUGGCCGGUGGAAUGACGACGUGUGCCAGAGGUCCUACCACUGGGUCUGCGAGGCUGGCCUGACCCAGGCGAGUCAGGAUAGUCACUGAGCUGCCUUUUGCUGGACCACCCAGCCGUGGAAAUUGUGGUGGGAGGAGGAUUCUUCCCAGGACCUCUCCACAAGACUGCUCUGGGAGAGGAAUAAGCCCUGGAAGAUUGGAAGCGCUGCCAACAUUUUGAAUUUUUUUCUCCUUAAUUUUACAAAGAUGAUAUAGAGUUCCUAAGCUUUUGUUUUUCAACUUUUGAAAGUCAACUUCCUUAAGGUAUAAUUUUUACAUAAUAAAAAUGCGCUCUUUCAAAGAGUA